GCGGCAUCUCGGCGGCGAUCCGUCGGCGGCUGCCUGUUGUGGCAGGACUGGGUCCCGGGUUCGAACCGGAGUCCCCGGGAAAGGGUGAGUGUGGAGGAGGCCACGGAAAGGGUGCCCCCCGCCCCGCGGAGGUCAUCUGGAAGGAUGCGGCCGGCGGCCGGCGCGGGACUGGCCGCGCUCUGCAGGAGGUGGAUGGAAGCACCCGCUGCCUCCGGACUGGUCGAUGCCCGCCUAUAUCAAGGUCUGUGCUGAACAUAUGAACAUGCAGAAUUGUGUUGAAACGGCACGACCAUCUUCUGAUGGCAACGGUUUCAGCAUCUCCGUUCUCCAGAUGGGGAAACUGAGGCCCGGGAGUAGCUAAGUGACUUACUUGAGUUGACACAGGGAGCGCCCAGAUUCACCCCCCAGCCAAGCCAGCUGUCAGGAGCAUGCCUCUGUGCCAUGGGGGGGCCACCGCCAGGGGCAGCAAGCCCGAUGGGGACGAAGCUCCGCUCACAGCCAUCACAGGAGGCCUGAAGGUGUUCCUGCACUGGGCGGGCCCUGCCAGCAAGGAGCCCUGGGUCACUUUCAGCGAGGCCACACUGACCGCGGAGGAGGUCUGCAUUCACAUCGCACACAAAGUCGGCAUCACUCCACCCUGUUUCAAUCUCUUUGCCCUCUUUGAUGCCCAGGCCCAGGUCUGGCUGCCCCCAAACCACAUUCUUGAGGUCUCCAGAGACACAAACUUGACGCUGCACUUCCGCAUGAGGUUUUAUUUCCGGAACUGGCAUGGCACAAACCCUCAGGAGCCAGCUGUGUGUCGCUGCAGGCCCCCGGGGGCCAAGGCUUCGUCAGAACAGGCAGAGCAGGGGAUACAACUCCUGGACCCAGCCUCCUUUGAGUACCUCUUUGAGCAGGGCAAGCAUGAGUUUGUGAAUGAUGUGGCAUCGCUGUGGGAGCUGUCGAGUGAGGAGGAGAUCCACCACUUUAAGAACGAGAGCCUGGGCAUGGCCUUUCUGCACCUCUGUCACCUUGCUCUCUGCCGCGGUGUUCCCCUGGAGAAGGUGGCCAAGAAGAUCAGCUUCAAGGACUGUAUCCCGCGCUCCUUCCGGCAACAGAUCCGGCAGUACAAUGCGUUCACACGGCUACGCCUGCGGAUCAUCUUCCGCAGGUUCCUGCACGCCUUCCAGCCGGGCAGCCUUUCCCAGCACGUCGUCAUGGUCAAGUACCUGGCCACACUCGAGCGGCUGGCACCCCGCUUCGGCACGGAGCGUGUGCCUGUGUGCCACCUAGAGCUGCUGGCCCAGGCCGAGGGGGAGCCCUGCUGUGUCCAGGACAGUGCGCAGGCCCCUGGAGAUCCCAAGCUCAAGUCUGCGGUCGAACCGCCCACCCACGAGGUGCUGGUGACUGGCACUGGCGGCAUCCAGUGGCGGCCAAUACAGACAGAGGUGCGGGGUUUCCAGAGUCCCCAUGGUGGUGACGGUGGCAGCAGCAGGAAUUCUCAUGCUGACUUAUCUGGGAAGAAAGCCAAGGCCCAGCAGCUGGGCGGCCCACCUGUGGACAGGCCGCGGGAGGCGCCAUGGGCCUACUUCUGUGACUUCCAGGACAUCACCCACGUGGUGCUGAGAGAAUGCCAUGUCAGCAUCCACUGUCAGGACAAGCGCCUGGAGCUGACCCUGCCUUCCCCGGCCAUCGCCCUGUCCUUGGUGUCGCUGGUGGAUGGCUAUUUCCGCCUGACGGCUGACUCGAACCACUACCUGUGCCACGAGGUGGCUCCUCCACGGCUGGUGAUGAGCAUCCAGGACGGUGUCCACGGACCCCUGCUGGAUCCCUUUGUGCUGGCCAAGAUGCAGCGGGAGGAGGGCCUCUAUCUUAUCCACUGGAGCACCAGCCACUUCAACCGCCUCAUCCUCACGGUGGCCCAGCGGGACCAGGCACCUGGCACGCCGUGUCUGCGCCUGUGGAAGUUCCCCAUUGAGCUGUGUGAGGGCACCGUCAGGCUGCAGAGCUGGGACCGGUCCUUCCCCAGCGUGCGGGAGCUGCGGGCUGCCCUGCAGGGCUGCUCACUGCGGGCCGGUGACCACUGCUUCUCCCUGCGCCACUGCUGCCUGCCGCAGCCAGGAGAGAUCUCCAACCUCAUCAUCAUGCGGGGGCCUCAAGCCAGCACCAGGUCUCUCAACCUCAGCCAGCUCAGCUUCCACCGGGUCUGCCAUGAUGACCUCACCCAGCUGUCCCACUUGGGCCAGGGCACGAGGACCAAUGUGUAUGAGGGCCUCUUGAGAGUUGGGGGCGGAGGCCCUGAGGAGGACCAAGCAUAUGAUGGGGACCCCACCUUGCCCGCCGGGGGCCAUGGGCAGGAGCUGCGAGUAGUGCUGAAGGUGUUAGACACGAGUCACUAUGACAUCACCCUGGCUUUCUACGAGACGGCCAGCCUCAUGAGCCAGGUGUCCCACGUGCACCUGACCUUCGUCCACGGUGUCUGCGUGCAUGGCUCUAAAAAUAUCAUGGUGACAGAGUUCGUGGAGCAUGGACCCCUGGACGUGUGGCUGCGGCGGGAGAGGGGCCGUGUGCCUGUGGCCUGGAAGGUGGCAGUGGCCCAGCAGCUGGCCAGUGCCCUCAGCUACCUGGAGGACAAGCGCCUGGCUCAUGGUAACGUGUGUGGCCGGAACAUCCUGCUGGCACGUCUAGGGCUGGCGGAGGGCACCAGCCCCUUCAUCAAACUGAGCGACCCUGGCAUGGGCCUGGGUGCCCUCUCCAGGGAGGAGCGGGUAGAGCGGAUCCCCUGGAUCGCCCCCGAGUGCCUGUUCGGUGGGGCUAACAGCCUAAGCACCGCCGCUGACAAGUGGGGCUUUGGUGCCACCCUCCUGGAGAUCUGCUUCGAUGGGGAGGCCCCCCUGCAGGACCGCAGCCCCUCCGAGAAAGAGUACUUCUACCAGAAGCAGCACCCCCUGCCUGAACCCUCAUGCCCGGAGCUAGCCACACUCACCAGCCAGUGCCUGACCUAUGAGCCGGCUCAGCGGCCUUCCUUCCGCACCAUCCUUCGUGACCUCACUCACCUUCAGCCCCAAAAUCUUGUUGAAAUCUUGUAUGUGAAUCCAACCUCGCCAGCAUCAGACCCCACUGUUUUCCACAAGCGCUACUUGAAAAAGAUCCGGGAUCUGGGUGAGGGUCACUUCGGCAAGGUCAGCCUGUACUGCUAUGACCCGACCAACGAAGGCACUGGCGAGAUGGUGGCCGUGAAGGCUCUCAAGGCGGACUGCGGCCCUCAGCUCCGCACUGGCUGGAGGCGGGAGAUCGACAUCCUGCGCACGCUCUACCACGAGCACAUCGUCAAGUACAAGGGCUGCUGUGAGGACCAAGGCGAGAAAUCGGUCCAGCUGGUCAUGGAGUACGUGCCUCUGGGCAGCCUCCGAGACUACCUGCCCCGGCACCACGUAGGGCUGGCCCAGCUGCUGCUGUUUGCCCAGCAGAUCUGCGAGGGCAUGGCCUACCUGCACACCCAGCACUACGUCCACCGAGACCUGGCUGCCCGCAACGUGCUGCUGGACAACGACAGGCUGGUCAAGAUCGGGGACUUUGGCCUGGCCAAGGCCGUGCCCGAAGGCUACGAGUACUACCGUGUGCGCGAGGAUGGCGACAGCCCCGUGUUCUGGUAUGCUCCUGAGUGCCUGAAGGAGUGUAAGUUCUACUAUGCAUCUGAUGUCUGGUCCUUUGGAGUCACCAUGUAUGAGCUGCUGACCUACUGUGACUCCAGCCAAAGCCCCCCCUCGAAAUUCAUCGAGCUCAUAGGCCUCACCCAGGGGCAGAUGACAGUACUGAGGCUCACUGAGCUGCUGGAACGAGGGGAGAGGCUGCCACGGCCAGAGAAAUGUCCCCAUGAGAUCUAUGUCCUCAUGAAGAACUGCUGGGAGGCAGAGGCCUCAUUUCGCCCGACCUUCCAGAACCUCAUACCCAUCCUGAAAACGGCCCACGAGAAAUACCGGGGCCAGGCCCCCUCCGUGUUCAGUGUCGGCUAAAACCUGCCAGGAGCUCUGCUUCCGGGAGUCGGAGCAGGUAGUACUCACGGAGAGGGCCUCCCUCCCGCUUCUGUCCAGGGAGAAUUUGGCUUCACACACUGCCGGUGCGUUACCCCGGAGACCCCAGGUCUGUGACCUGACUCUCCUGUCUUCAUCCAUCCACGCUGUUAUAACAAUGCUAUAGGCCGGGUGCCUGUAAACACCAGAAAUUUAUUUCUCACAGUUCUGGGCUCUGGGAAGUCAGCGAUCAAGAUGCCAGCAUUGGGGGAGUGGGGUAAAAAAAAAAAAAAAAAAAAAGAUGCCAGCAGUGCUACACACGGGCGAAGGCCCUCCUCCUGGUUCCUAGCCUGCGCCUUCUCACUGCGCCCUCUCCAGGUGGGAGGGGGCGAGGGAUCUUUCUGGAGCCUGUUGUAUAUGGGCACUAAUCCCGUUCCUGAGGGACCCACCCACCUCCCGAAGACCCGCCUCCUAAUACCAUCACAUCGGGCACUUGGGUUUCAACGUCUGAAUCUUGAAGGGACUUAAACAUUCAAGCCAUAGCAUCCUCCACAGUCAUAGCCUUACACAGGCUCCGGAGAGACCCAGGACCAGCAAGGAGCUAACCCGUCCCUUGCAUCCAAUCCUCCUGCCUUCCCCCCAGCCCCGCCCUGGGAGCCCCCCAUCUCCACUAGCGAGUAAUAAACUCCUGUCUCCUCUGCCGGCGGCUCUGGUCUCUGGGUCCUUCUUCAGCAAGUGCCUGCUCUUCUGGGGACUGGAGCUGCAGCAAGACACUACGGAAGAAGCCACAUGCAACUAUUCAACCUUUGCUCACUCACCUCUAAAUCCCCAGUGCCAGGAACACAGAAGGCGCUCAGUGACUACUGGUUACAUAUCCCAACAAAGGAUUUGGGGGCCACAUGCCAUGUUGGUAAGACUGCCAGUUUCACCCUUUCCUCCCUGUGCGACCUCAGGCGAGCGACUUUCCUUAUCUGGGCCUCAGUUCUCAACGGUGAACUGGGGAUGGUCAUGCUUGCUGUCUCGGAGGACGAAUGUAAAGAGAUUGUGUAUGUCAAGUGCUUAGCUGAGAGAGCUGCAAACAACUACUUAAUAAACAUUUGACCUUGUUAACCUGGUGUUUGCCAAAGUGUUUCUCCUUCAGAGGAAUACUGGAGGCGGGUUCUGUGUCAGCCACACUGGGAAAAGCAUUUGAAUAAUUUGCUUUCCAUUAGGACUUCUCAACACCUUAUGCCCUCAAGCUCUCCUGAGUGGACAAUUACACAUGAUUCUAGUGGCAUUUGCUUUUUAUAACAGUUUUCAAAGUUAAAUAUUCAUUGUAAUUAUUUUCCCCCCCAAUAAGUGAUACUGACAUAAGCAGUGACAUGUCUCCCUCCUGCCCAUCAGCCACCACUAUCACCUCUCUGGUGGCAACUGGUGCCAUCUGGUUUCCUGUUUUUGCUUCCAGAGAUGUUUCAUCCAGAUGCAAGGAAAUCCAUACACAUAUUAUACUUCUCUAUCUUUUGCAAAAAUGGUAGCAUGUGCAAGGAUACACAACUCUAGUCUGUAUUCUUGCUUCUUUUUCCCCCUUUGUAAUAGGUCUCGGGGUGGUCCCAUAUAUCCAGGCCUACAGUAUUUCCUUGCACUAUUUGUGGUUGUAUUAUGGUUCUUGCUGGAGUUCAUGCAGUUAUCGCUAAGCCUUUGCUCUCCAUGUAGUUAUGUCGAAUCCUUUGCUGUGUCCAUGACACGGCUGCAGUGAGCAGCCACGGGUGCAUAGUGCUCCACCCACAUUCAAGGGUAUCCGUAGGGCAAAUUCCCAACAGGAAUAGCUGCUUGCAGGAUCUAGCCUGGUAAUUGGGAAAGAUGUUGCCACUAGAAUAUGUUUUGAUAUUGGAUAGGAUCGAUCUCCUUUUUUUUCUUCUUCAGAAUUAUCUUGGCCUAUUUUUGUGCAGCUGCUUUUUUU
Molecule: messenger RNA, 5931 nt
Organism: Eptesicus fuscus (big brown bat)
Lineage: Eukaryota; Metazoa; Chordata; Mammalia; Chiroptera; Vespertilionidae
Gene: TYK2
Product: tyrosine kinase 2
Exons: 25
Coding region: 429-3995 (1188 amino acids)
Biological process (GO): cell differentiation; peptidyl-tyrosine phosphorylation; cytokine-mediated signaling pathway
Cellular component (GO): membrane; cytosol; cytoskeleton
Molecular function (GO): ATP binding; cytokine receptor binding; non-membrane spanning protein tyrosine kinase activity
Source: RefSeq, a predicted model, not a curated record